Messenger RNA from Zychaea mexicana, 1364 nucleotides. Its product is annotated as rab-GTPase-TBC domain-containing protein. The coding region runs from base 70 to 1311 and encodes 413 amino acids. NCBI's taxonomy places the organism in Eukaryota, Fungi, Mucoromycota, Mucoromycetes, Mucorales, Lichtheimiaceae. Gene Ontology annotation, biological process: positive regulation of GTPase activity; endoplasmic reticulum to Golgi vesicle-mediated transport. The record is from RefSeq and is a predicted model, not a curated record. Gene Ontology annotation, molecular function: GTPase activator activity. The transcript has 8 exons. Gene Ontology annotation, cellular component: endoplasmic reticulum membrane.
GCGCGAGCGCGCGCGUACUCUCUCUCUCUCUCUCUUUAAAGCUCUAUAUCUUCAUAUCCGACUUUUAUCAUGCCUGCAAAACGGAAAAGAACAAAGCGUCCAGCAACAACAAAGAAAAAGGACAAUCACUGCAAAACUGCGGCUGUAGAUGGUGAAUGGAAAGUGCGCAAUGUCGCUGCUCUUCGAGCCAUGGGCAGAUCCCCUGGCGGUUUUGUCAACGAUGACAUGCGACGCAAAAUAUGGCCUCUACUACUGUAUUGCGAUCGUUUACCAGAAAAGAGCAAUGACUCUUCUAGAUCUGAUGAAAGUCAGGUGGAACUUGAUAUCCUACGAUCAUUCAACACAUACCCUCACGAUAUCAGCGACGAGCGAAAGCAAAAUCUUAGAACUCAAUUAACAGGCGUUAUUACACAUGUACUUCGAUCCCACCCCAAGUUACAUUAUUAUCAGGGAUUUCACGAUAUUGCAUCCAUAUUCCUGCUUUUGUUUGGAGAAAAAGAGGCGGGGGUUUUGAUGCAACAAGUCUCUUUAUUCUUCAUUCGAGACGCAAUGCUAGAUUCACUAGAUCCGAUACUUCGGGAAAUCACAAUGAUCGAUACUAUUGUCCAACACGAAGACCCAACAUUGCAUAUGCAUAUGACUGAAGCAGGUGUACUCCCUUAUUACUGUCUUAGCUGGGUAAUUACGUGGUUUAGCCAUGAUAUUGACGAUGUUUCCAAAAUUGUCCGGUUAUUCGAUCUAUUUUUAUCAUCGAAUCCUUUGAUGCCUCUCUAUGUGUCAGCAGCCCUUGUCCUUGCGCGCCGGAAGCUUGUCUUGUCGCAACCGGCGGAUCCGAGUAUGAUCCACACUCUACUCACCAAAGUACCACGUAACGUUAACGUCGAGAUGUUGAUCAAGCGCGCAAUUGAGCUCGAAAGGGCAUAUCCCCCUCACGAAUUACAACAGCUGAGCGGCGUGGGACUCGACCAAGAGUCUUGUGUAAACACACACAAGGAGUUGUGGCUGGAUAUGGCAUUGCUGAAUAAGGAUAGUAGCGAAAAAUUGGAGGCAAUGCGGCAUAAGGCGGAGGAGAUACUAAGCAUGUCCGGGGAAGAACGGACACCGAUACCUAUCGAUCCUAAACGCGCGAUGGCGGCAGCGUCGUCCAAGCCAGGCCAUUAUUACGGUAGAAAACUGUUGGGUAGGAUGAGAGAGAUGUAUGCUCAAGAUCCCAUGCUCUGGACGACUGUUCUUUUAAGUGCAGGCGUCGUUACUUUUGCAAUGGCAACAGACCAGCUAGGCUUAGUCAGAGAAUGGCUAUCCUCCAUUUGAUAAGUGGUGUACUGUAUCAAGAAGUAUUAUUAUGUCCGCUCUCACUGUCUCCC